This is a messenger RNA of Mangifera indica (mango), 1117 nucleotides long. Its product is annotated as protein NETWORKED 3A-like. Lineage: Eukaryota; Viridiplantae; Streptophyta; Magnoliopsida; Sapindales; Anacardiaceae. The coding region runs from base 55 to 957 and encodes 300 amino acids. The record is from RefSeq and is a predicted model, not a curated record. Gene Ontology annotation, molecular function: actin binding. The transcript has 2 exons.
CUAUGGGAAAAUAAGUGAUUCUCUUCUUCUGCACCCAAGGAACACAUUGCUUCAAUGGAGAACAACAUGUCUUCUUCUAGUUCAUGGAGUCCAGAUAGCCCUAUCAGUCCCCACCAGUCUCUAUGGCUUCAAACAACUUUAUCGCAAAUGGACAAGAAGAUGAAGAUCAUGAUGAACCUUUUGGAAGGAGAGAAUGAGAUUCAAUGCACAAGAAAAUCAGAACUCAUACAAAUGCUUGAAGAUUUCAACAGGUCUUACCAUUCAUUAGCAGAACAGCAUGACCAGUUAAGGUGCAAAUCACAUUUUGUCCUUCGUUCAGAGUCUUCCUCUUUGUAUUCUGACUCCAGAAAAAUCCAACAGACUAGUCACAACCAGAAACGAGUGGCAGAAAGCUUCAAUGAUCCUAAACUGGCAUCGUUUGAUUCACACUCUGAUUCUGUUAUCGAAGAUCCAGAUGCUGAAUGUGAUAAUACUAAUUUGGAUUCUGACAUUGAAUACCUGAACAGGCUAGCUGAUGAAUUGUUAUCAACUGAACAAUGCAAGAUGAAUUUGGAAACAAAAAUUAUAUCUGAAGACAAUGAAAUGGAUAAAGAAACCACUGAGUCCUCCAACAAAGAAGAGAUCAAGAUGAGUGGCUCUGACUUGGGUCCAGCUGCAACUAGAGAUUUUGCAUCGGAUUCCUAUAGUUGGGAGAAUACAUGGCCUGAGAUAAAAAUUCAAGUCACAAAGCUAAUGGUGGAGAAUCUGCGGCAGAAGGCUGAUUUGCUAAAGAGAAAUGAACAAAAGCGAAAAACCAUUAAUGGGCUGCGGGCCGAGAUUGAACGCUUAAAGAGAGAGAACAGGACCCUCCAGAAUUGUACCAAGUUCUCAAAAUUUGAAUUGAAGCGCAGCCAAUCACAAAUGUCAAGAUCAAGUGAAUCAAUUUUCAGUAAAUUUUUCAAGGUAGGUUGCUCAUGAUCUAGCAAUCUUCACUUCUAUGAAUUUAUAAUUGAGAAGAGCAAGCCCAUUCUCAAAAUAUUUGUAAUCCCAACAAGUUGUUCUGAGAACGAUCUUCAUGAAACUAUAUAACAUCAAUUGGCAAUAAAACCAUGUCUUUCCAUUGCUUUUUAUCAUGAUC